GGGAAAGGCAGCUCCAGCCUGUCCAAGCCCUGCCAGCCUCACCCACCACUGUGCUGCUGCACUCUCACAGCGCAACGCCUGCCUCCCUCAGUCCCUUGCACCGCUCACCUCUUUUCUCUAUUUGUCUCCCUCCCUCCAUUCCUCUCUCAUAAAUUCAAUCUUUACUAAAGGUGUGUAUAGCUCUCUUAUCUGAUCUCAAUCCACCCCCGCCGCUGUCGGGCCCGACGUUGGACGACAUCCACCCAAACGCGUCGGGCGCGUGCCAGACGCGUCCCACUUUCGACGCGUCAAAGCGUGUCUACCCCCCUCGAUCACUUUGGAUAGUCUUCUAACAUGUUUCCCCCCGUCGUAGAUGCCCAAAGAAACCACCAAGACCACCAAGCGUAAGGCCGCCGACAAGUCGGAAAAGGCACCAAGGGGCAAGGGGAAGAAGGACCCCAAAGCUCCUAAGCGUGCAUUGUCCGCGUACAUGUUCUUCUCCCAAGAUUGGAGAGAGCGAAUCAAGGCUGAGAAUCCUGAUGCUGGCUUCGGUGAGAUUGGCAAGCUUCUCGGUGCAAAAUGGAAGGAGCUCGAUGACUCCGAGAAGAAGCCAUACAUCGAACAAGCCGCACGAGACAAGACACGCGCUGAGCAAGAAAAGUCAGAAUACGAUGGCAAGAAAGCGCAUGAUAGCGGUAGUGGCGACGGUGAUGACGACGACGAGUAAUCCAUUCUCGUUCUACGCCUCUUUCUGCGAUAUCCUAUUCUCUCUGCUACACGACCUUUGCACUCCACUCCUCCUCUGUUCCUUCAUGUCAUUGUGGCCCGCCUUAAUUAUACGCUCACGCGUCGACCCCGGGGACUGUUAAAUGUUCAUUGAUCAGUGUUGUACCUUACUAGUUAUCUGUUGUCGACGACCAAAGAUUGCCACCAAUGUGUUUGUGUGUCCUCGCUACCUGCUGUAUGUUACACAUGUAUGUACGUAGAUAUCCCACUCCCCGUACUUACUGAGAUAUGUCUUUUCUUCUCUCUCCUUCGUGUUACUGUUGUUUCUCUACGUGUUAUGUGUAAUAUUAUAUGAUCCUUUAGACAUCAUCAUUGUGCAGGUCUGCUUUGGAUUUAGGGGGUUGGAUCUGGAGUGACGAUGGUUCACCUAUCAAGUGAAACACC
Messenger RNA from Somion occarium, 1149 nucleotides. Lineage: Eukaryota; Fungi; Basidiomycota; Agaricomycetes; Polyporales; Cerrenaceae. The record is from the annotation of a GenBank genome assembly.